This is a messenger RNA of Vigna angularis (adzuki bean), 2146 nucleotides long. RefSeq names its product serine hydroxymethyltransferase 3, chloroplastic. The record is from RefSeq and is a predicted model, not a curated record. The transcript has 12 exons. Lineage: Eukaryota; Viridiplantae; Streptophyta; Magnoliopsida; Fabales; Fabaceae. Gene Ontology annotation, biological process: folic acid metabolic process; L-serine catabolic process; tetrahydrofolate interconversion. Gene Ontology annotation, cellular component: cytoplasm. Gene Ontology annotation, molecular function: serine binding; zinc ion binding; pyridoxal phosphate binding. Bases 421 to 2001 code for a protein of 526 amino acids.
AGUUAACCAAAUAAAAUAAGAAUUAGUUUAGUUGUAGUUUUGGAAGUAGGGGUCGAGGUUAUUGUUUUGGAAUAAAACGACACUGGGCCAAAAAUCUUUUCUAUUUUCCUUUUCGAAGGCGCGAAGGUUACCUCUUAUUCUCUUCUUCAUCUUUGAUAUUCUUCUUUUAAUCGAGAAAAUCAGGAAUCCUAGGUUAAGAAAAGGGAAAUUUUGAGUGUGGCGAGGGUUUUAGGGGUCGCGAGAGUAGAGAGUAGAGGGUGGAGACACCAAAAACCAGAAGAUUGAGUAAGGAAGAAUUGAGCGGUUUGCUAGUUGAGAGUUCCGACUUGAGGGUUGGCUGUGGAAGUAGAAGUUCUUUGGGAAGAGGAACUAAAAGCAGGGAAGGGGUGUUAUUAUCCUGUGUAAGUUCUGAAGCAAAAGAUGCAAGCCAGUACAAUGAUGGGUUCUCUGCAACAAUCUGUUUGGACCAAGGGGAUGAGUUUCCCUGCAAAGGGGUAUGGCAAUAACUACGGAUUUGUAUCUGAAGUGAAGUUCUGUAAUAUGAAGCCAUGCAAAGCUUCCCCUGUUGAAGGGAGUUUAGUCACUGGGAAGCCGUCGUCUCUGUCUUUCUCAGUUCCUGAAAUUGGAGGUGAUGGAAGUAGCUUCCUGGACUAUGGCUUGACUGAAGCCGAUCCUGAGGUUCGUACAAUUAUUGACAAGGAGAAGGAUCGACAAUUUAAAAGUCUUGAGCUGAUUGCUUCUGAGAAUUUUACAUCUAGAGCUGUGAUGGAAGCAGUUGGUUCAUGCCUCACAAACAAGUAUUCAGAAGGAUUGCCGGGUAAAAGGUACUAUGGAGGGAAUGAGUACAUUGAUGAGCUCGAAACCCUAUGCCAACAAAGGGCACUGGCUGCAUUUCAUGUAGAUGGAAAUAAAUGGGGUGUUAAUGUUCAACCAUUAUCCGGAUCCCCAGCUAAUUUUGCAGUAUACACUGCAGUUCUUAAACCACAUGAUCGAAUUAUGGGUUUGGACUUGCCUCAUGGAGGACAUUUGUCUCAUGGAUUCAUGACGCCUAAAAAACGUGUAUCUGCUACUUCAAUUUAUUUUGAAUCUAUGCCUUAUCGACUUGACGAAUCAACAGGUCUAAUUGAUUAUGAUAUGUUGGAGAAAACUGCUAAUCUCUUCAGGCCAAAGCUGAUUAUUGCGGGGGCUAGUGCUUAUCCUCGGGACAUUGAUUACCCUCGCAUGAGAAAAAUUGCAGAUGAAGUAGGUGCUUUUCUUAUGAUGGAUAUGGCUCAUAUAAGUGGGCUUGUUGCUGCAUCUGUACUUGCUAAUCCCUUUGACUAUUGUGAUAUUGUGACCACCACAACCCACAAGUCUUUAAGAGGUCCAAGAGGUGGUAUGAUAUUCUUCAAGAAAGAUCCUGUGCAUGGGGUUGAUUUGGAGCCCGCCAUUAACAAUUCUGUUUUUCCCGGUCUACAGGGGGGUCCUCAUAACCACACAAUUGGAGGACUAGCAGUUUGCUUGAAGUAUGCCCAGUCUCCAGAGUUUAAAAAUUACCAGAAUCAGGUGGUUGCUAACUGUAGAGCUCUUGCUCAGCGGUUAAUUGAGCACAAAUAUAAACUUGUUUCUGGUGGUAGUGACAAUCACCUGGUUCUUGUUGAUCUAAGGCCUUCUGGUCUUGAUGGUGCUCGGGUGGAGAAAAUUCUUGAUAUGGCUUCGAUAACCCUCAACAAAAAUUCAGUGCCUGGUGAUAAGAGUGCCCUUGUUCCGGGAGGCAUUCGUAUUGGGGCACCUGCAAUGACAACAAGAGGACUUGGUGAGAAAGAAUUCUCACUAAUUGCAGAUUUAAUUCAUGAGGGAGUGCAAAUAAGUCUUGAAGCCAAAAGUUUGGUCUCAGGAACGAAGCUCCAAGAGUUUUUGAAGUUUGUAUCAUCAUCUGAAUUUCCCUUGGGGGAGAAGGUCUCAGAAUUGCGCAGGAAAGUUGAAGCUCUUACUACUCAGUAUCCGAUACCAGGAGUCUAAGUGUACCUGCUUUGAGCACUUAAAACUGAGACGCUCUUAAAAAAUUUUGUAUAAUAAUCAUGCUUCGAUAUGAUGCUAAGAAUAUGUUGUAUGUUACUAUUUUUGGCAAAAUCCUUUUGCUGCUGCAGCAGCAACUUUAUGAUUA